Molecule: messenger RNA, 1899 nt
Organism: Balaenoptera acutorostrata (minke whale)
Lineage: Eukaryota; Metazoa; Chordata; Mammalia; Artiodactyla; Balaenopteridae
Gene: GNB3
Product: G protein subunit beta 3
Exons: 11
Coding region: 166-1401 (411 amino acids)
Biological process (GO): G protein-coupled receptor signaling pathway
Cellular component (GO): heterotrimeric G-protein complex; cytoplasm
Molecular function (GO): protein binding; signaling receptor complex adaptor activity
Source: RefSeq, a predicted model, not a curated record
CAGUCGGGGCCAGGCCAGGCCAGCUCCCCUGGCAGCAGAGCUGGGGCAGGUGACGGGCGGGCGUCGCAGCUGAGGGAGUGAGGAGGCGCCUGGGAACUGGAGCUGGAAGCCUAACGAGGUCCAGUCAGAGCCCAAGAGCCGGAGCCGCCCCUCAACCCGUCCGCCAUGGGGGAGAUGGAGCAGCUGCGGCAGGAAGCAGAGCAGCUCAAGAAGCAGAUUGCAGAUGCCAGGAAAGCCUGUGCCGACGUUACUCUGGAAGAGGCUCAGAGGAAAACCGGCUCAGAGAGGUUAAGUAACAUGCCUGAGAUAACAAAGCAAGUAAAUGGCAAGUCAAGUCUUUUGACCCUGGAGCCCCAGCCUAAGUCUAGGAGGUCGAAGGAGUUUCAGGGGCACAGGACUGCAAGUUUCAGGAGGUGCAGUUCAGGGCCAUGGAGCUGCUCUGCGUAUCCAGUGAGAGCUGGCCGUGCAGCAGAGCUGGUGUCUGGUCUAGAGGUGGUGGGACGAGUGCAGAUGCGGACACGGCGGACGCUAAGGGGACACCUGGCCAAGAUCUACGCCAUGCACUGGGCCACCGACUCCAAGCUGCUGGUAAGUGCCUCGCAAGACGGGAAGCUGAUUGUGUGGGACACCUACACCACCAACAAGGUGCACGCCAUCCCGCUGCGCUCCUCCUGGGUCAUGACCUGUGCCUAUGCCCCGUCGGGGAACUUCGUGGCAUGUGGGGGGCUGGACAACAUGUGCUCCAUCUACAGCCUCAAAUCCCGGGAGGGCAACGUCAAGGUCAGCCGGGAGCUCUCUGCUCACACAGGUUAUCUCUCCUGCUGCCGCUUCCUGGACGACAACAACAUUGUGACCAGCUCCGGGGACACCACGUGUGCUCUGUGGGACAUCGAGACCGGGCAGCAGAAGACUGUGUUUGUGGGACACACGGGGGACUGCAUGAGCCUGGCCGUGUCCCCUGACUUCAAACUCUUCAUUUCGGGGGCCUGUGAUGCCAGCGCCAAGCUCUGGGACGUGCGGGAGGGGACCUGCCGGCAGACAUUCACGGGCCACGAGUCGGACAUCAACGCUAUCUGCUUCUUCCCCAACGGAGAGGCCAUCUGCACGGGCUCGGACGACGCCUCCUGCCGCCUGUUUGACCUGCGGGCAGACCAGGAGCUGACCACCUACUUCCACGAGAGCAUCGUCUGCGGCAUCACAUCCGUGGCCUUCUCCCUCAGCGGCCGCCUGCUCUUUGCGGGCUACGACGACUUCAACUGCAACGUCUGGGACUCCAUGAAGUGUGAGCGAGUGGGCAUCCUCUCUGGCCACGACAACAGGGUCAGCUGCCUGGGGGUCACGGCUGAUGGGAUGGCUGUGGCCACUGGUUCCUGGGACAGCUUCCUCAAAAUCUGGAACUGAGGAGGCUGGAGGAGGGGAGGUAAAAGGCCAUGCAGACACUCGGCUGCCCUCUGUCCUGCCCGAUUUCUUUAAGAUUUUCUCUUCUACCCCGCAGCCGCCCUUCCCGCCCGGCUUUCCCCUUUGAGGGCGUGGGGAGUAUGGGGAGCGUGCCUUUGGGAGGCAACACCAGGGACAUGGGUGGGGAACUGCCCCAUCUCCUCCCAUGGCCUCCCCUCUCCAUGGUCCUGACAGCUUCUCCCUUAAUGAGCAAGGACAGCGGACCCCCGGACCUCCACCCUUGGCAGGCCUAGCAGGCUUCCCAUCUGAGGCCACAGGCCUUAGGAUUCCCCCCCUACCUCCAGAGCCACCACCUUUGUCUAGAUGCGAGUGGCGCAGGGCCCUCAGCCCCGUGACUAUGGCUCUGGCACCACUAGGGUCCUGGCCCCCUUCUUCAUACUUUCUCCUUUGUCUACCUUCUUGCCUCUCCUAAAGCACUGGCAAUAAAGUAGUGCCCUGGUA